Molecule: messenger RNA, 2420 nt
Organism: Eubalaena glacialis (North Atlantic right whale)
Lineage: Eukaryota; Metazoa; Chordata; Mammalia; Artiodactyla; Balaenidae
Gene: SATB2
Product: SATB homeobox 2
Exons: 12
Coding region: 197-2398 (733 amino acids)
Biological process (GO): chromatin remodeling; regulation of transcription by RNA polymerase II
Molecular function (GO): RNA polymerase II cis-regulatory region sequence-specific DNA binding; DNA-binding transcription factor activity, RNA polymerase II-specific
Source: RefSeq, a predicted model, not a curated record
GGUUCGGGCUGCAGCCCACGCGGUGGCGCUGUCGGGAGAGGACGCCUCAGCUCAGAAGUACUGAAGUCCUAAUAUCACCAAUUCUUCUAAGUUCCUGGACAUUGAUCCGGAGGAGGAUUCUGCAGUUCAACACCAAGGUCCCUGUGCAUUUUAUUGCGACCUGCCGGUGGGAACUUUGUCUCCGAGUCGGAGCAGCAUGGAGCGGCGGAGCGAGAGCCCGUGUCUGCGGGACAGCCCCGACCGGCGGAGCGGCAGCCCCGACGUCAAGGGUCCUCCCCCGGUGAAGGUGGCCCGGCUGGAGCAGAACGGCAGCCCCAUGGGAGCCCGCGGGAGGCCCAACGGCGCCGUGGCCAAGGCCGUGGGAGGUUUGAUGAUUCCGGUCUUUUGUGUGGUAGAGCAGUUGGACGGCUCUCUUGAAUUUGACAACAGGGAAGAACACGCGGAGUUUGUCCUGGUUCGCAAGGACGUGCUUUUCAGCCAGCUGGUGGAGACCGCGCUCCUGGCCCUGGGCUACUCCCACAGCUCCGCGGCGCAGGCACAAGGAAUAAUCAAGCUUGGGAGGUGGAACCCUCUCCCCCUCAGUUAUGUGACAGAUGCACCCGAUGCGACAGUGGCCGACAUGCUGCAAGAUGUCUAUCACGUUGUGACGUUGAAAAUCCAAUUACAAAGUUGUUCGAAGUUGGAAGACUUGCCUGCGGAACAGUGGAACCACGCCACGGUCCGCAAUGCCUUAAAGGAACUGCUCAAAGAGAUGAACCAGAGCACGUUAGCCAAAGAAUGCCCUCUCUCCCAGAGUAUGAUCUCAUCCAUUGUAAAUAGCACAUAUUAUGCCAACGUGUCAGCAACCAAGUGCCAGGAGUUUGGGAGAUGGUAUAAGAAGUACAAGAAGAUUAAAGUGGAAAGAGUGGAACGAGAAAACCUUUCAGACUAUUGUGUUCUGGGCCAGCGUCCAAUGCAUUUACCAAAUAUGAACCAGCUGGCAUCCCUGGGGAAAGCCAACGAACAGUCUUCUCAUAGCCAAAUCCACCACAGUACUCCAAUCCGAAACCAAGUGCCCGCGUUACAGCCCAUCAUGAGCCCUGGUCUUCUUUCUCCCCAGCUCAGUCCACAACUUGUCAGGCAACAAAUCGCCAUGGCCCAUCUGAUAAACCAACAGAUUGCCGUUAGCCGGCUCCUGGCUCACCAGCAUCCUCAAGCCAUCAACCAGCAGUUCCUGAACCAUCCACCCAUUCCCAGAGCAGUUAAGCCAGAGCCAACCAACUCUUCUGUGGAAGUAUCUCCAGAUAUCUACCAGCAAGUCAGAGAUGAGCUGAAGAGGGCCAGUGUGUCCCAAGCUGUCUUUGCAAGAGUGGCAUUCAAUCGCACACAGGGAUUGUUGUCUGAGAUUCUGCGUAAGGAAGAAGACCCUCGGACAGCAUCUCAGUCUCUUUUAGUAAACCUGAGGGCUAUGCAGAAUUUCCUCAAUCUGCCGGAAGUGGAGCGGGACCGCAUAUACCAGGAUGAGAGAGAGCGGAGCAUGAACCCCAAUGUGAGCAUGGUCUCAUCGGCCUCCAGCAGUCCCAGCUCCUCCCGAACCCCUCAGGCCAAAACCUCGACACCGACAACAGACCUUCCCAUUAAGGUGGACGGCGCCAACGUCAACAUCACAGCUGCCAUUUAUGAUGAGAUCCAACAGGAGAUGAAAAGGGCCAAGGUGUCUCAAGCCCUGUUUGCCAAAGUGGCUGCAAAUAAAAGUCAGGGCUGGCUGUGUGAACUGCUCCGCUGGAAGGAGAACCCCAGCCCAGAAAACCGCACCCUCUGGGAGAACCUCUGUACCAUCCGUCGCUUCCUGAACCUUCCCCAACACGAGAGGGAUGUGAUUUAUGAGGAGGAAUCGAGGCACCAUCACAGCGAGCGCAUGCAGCACGUGGUCCAGCUUCCCCCUGAGCCAGUGCAGGUCCUUCAUAGACAGCAGUCUCAGCCAGCCAAGGAGAGCUCCCCUCCCAGAGAAGAAGCGCCUCCCCCGCCUCCUCCGGCUGAAGACAGUUGCACCAAAAAGCCUCGGUCUCGCACAAAGAUCUCUUUGGAAGCCCUCGGGAUCCUCCAAAGCUUCAUCCAUGAUGUGGGCCUGUACCCUGACCAGGAAGCCAUCCACACUCUUUCUGCUCAGCUGGAUCUCCCCAAACACACCAUCAUCAAGUUCUUCCAGAACCAGCGGUACCACGUGAAGCAUCAUGGGAAGCUCAAGGAACACCUGGGCUCGGUGGUGGACGUGGCUGAGUAUAAGGACGAGGAGCUGCUGACAGAGUCGGAGGAGAAUGACAGCGAGGAAGGCUCGGAGGAGAUGUACAAAGUGGAGGCUGAGGAGGAGAAUGCGGAGAAGAGCAAGGCUGUGCCUGCUGAAAUUGACCAGAGAUAAUGUGAACUGCCACCAGGCAAAG